UCUAGCCUUACAGCGCGUAAGCGUUGAUGGAACAUAGCUAUGUGCGUGUGUUGUGCCGGGUGAAAUGUGUAUAAUUGAAUAAAUAUAAUAAUGUCAUUAUGUUAAUCUCCUAAUAUAUUUGUUUAAUGAUAAUAAUAAAUAUAGUAAACAAAUGUGUUUGCCACGUUUGCCAUGUGUAUUUAUAUAAAAUAUGUCAUAAUUUUGAAUUAGGUUAUGUUACCUUUCAUUCAUGAAAUAUAUUUGAUAAGACUUUUUAAAAAUCUAAACGACGAAGAAAUAACUUUAUAAAAAGUGUAAAUUACAUCUUAUAAGAAAAUUAUUAAAUUACAAAAUAUUCUUUUAAAAUUUGUAUAAAUUUAUAUUAAUAUUAAAAUGGAUGCUGAUUUAUAUGAUGAAUUUGGAAAUUAUAUCGGACCUGAUUUGGCAUCGGAAAGCGAGGAUGAAAACGAAUACGGUAAUGUUGGCGAUGAUACCGAUGACAGAGAACGAUCUGAUGAAGAAAUGGAAGAAGAUAAAGAUGAGUCACGAGAGCAAGUGGAACAAGGAUCUUCUAUGGCAGUUGUAUUACAUGAAGAUAAGAGAUAUUAUCCCAGUGCAUUAGAAGUGUAUGGGCCUGAGGUGGAAACACUUGUGCAAGAAGAAGAUGCCCAACCAUUAGAUAAACCAUUAAUAGCACCUACUAGAAAAGCAAAGUUUCAAAUAAAACAACAACAACUUCCUGAAACCACAUAUAGUAUUGAAUUUUUAGCAGAUAUGAUGGAUGCACCACAUCUUAUUAGAAAUGUGGUUUUGCUUGGACAUCUUCAUCAUGGGAAAACUACUUUGGUUGAUUGUUUAGUACAACAAACACAUCCUUAUUUACAUAGUAUAACAGAUGAAAAACCAUUGAGAUAUACAGAUACGUUAUUUACCGAACAACAAAGAGGCGUUUCCACAAAAGCUACUCCUGUUACUCUUUUGUUACAAGAUGUUAAAUCUAAAUCAUAUCUUUUGAAUAUAUUUGAUACACCGGGCCAUGUGAAUUUCUCUGAUGAAGCAACAGCUGCGAUCCGAUUGUCUGAUGGUGCAGUACUGAUCGUUGAUGCGGCGGAGGGUGUGAUGCUAAAUACCGAACGUCUGCUGAAGCACACAAUUCAGGAAAAGCUUGCUCUUACUGUUUGCAUAAACAAAAUAGAUCGUUUGGUAUUAGAGUUAAAACUACCUCCCUUAGACGCUUAUUACAAAUUGCGGCAUAUUAUCGAAGAGAUUAAUGGACUAAUAUCAUUGUACUCUUCGGAUACUGAAAAUCCUGGCUUUGUUUCACCUGCCAUUGGAAAUGUCUGUUUCGCUAGUUCCGAAUACAGUGUAUGUUUCACUUUGAAAUCGUUUGCCGCGCUUUACGCCAGAAACUAUCCCGGACUUAAUGCCAACGAGUUUGCUAAACGACUCUGGGGCGAUAUUUAUUUUAACUCUAAAACGCGGAAGUUUACUAAGAAACCACCCCAUAAUACCGCGCAACGAAGUUUUAUCGAGUUUAUCCUGGAGCCCCUGUAUAAGAUAUUUGCACAAGUCGUCGGUGAUGUAGACACAACGUUACCAGAUGUUCUGGAUGAACUCGGUAUACGAUUAACAUCUGAGGAAAUGAAGAUGAAUAUACGACCGUUGUUAAGACUUGUGUGUACACGAUUCUUAGGAGAUAUGUGUGGCUUAGUGGACAUGUGUGUUACUCAUGUGCCUAGCCCGCAAGUGCACGCUCCCAUUAAGGUACAGCAUGUCUAUACCGGCCCGAUAGAUUCGCCACUUGCACAAGACAUGGUUAAUUGUGAUCCCGAUGGAAGACUAAUGAUCCAUAGUACAAAAAUGUAUCCAACUGAGGAUUGCACUCUAUUUGUAGUUCUUGGCAGAGUAAUGUCCGGUACAUUGGAAGCAGGACAACGUGUUCGCGUAUUAGGUGAAGCGUAUUCACGUACAGACGAGGAGGAUUCGCGCGUUCUCACGGUUGGUAGAUUGUGGAUUAGUGAGGCACGUUACUCGAUUGAGUUGAGUCGCGUACCCGCAGGCAAUUGGGUUCUCAUAGAAGGUAUUGAUCGACCAAUCGUAAAGACUAGCACCAUCACAGACCUCAACAAUUCGGAAGAAUUGCAUAUAUUUCGGCCACUCAAAUUUAACACGCAGAGUGUUAUCAAAAUUGCCGUCGAACCAGUCAAUCCAUCUGAAUUGCCGAAGAUGUUAGAUGGUUUGCGAAAAGUAAACAAGAGCUAUCCGCUGUUGGGUACACGAGUGGAGGAAAGCGGCGAGCAUGUUGUAUUAGGUACCGGCGAACUUUACCUCGAUUGCGCGAUGCAUGAUCUGCGUCGUAUGUAUUCUGAAAUCGAUAUAAAGGUGGCCGAUCCAGUGGUUGCCUUCGCGGAAACCGUCGUAGAGACCAGUUCCCUUAAAUGCUUUGCCGAAACACCGAAUAAACGAAACAAAUUGACCAUGAUAGCGGAACCGCUUGAGAGGGGUCUCGCUGAAGACAUAGAAGCUGAACAAGUUCGUAUUACAUGGAACAAAAAAAGACUCGGAGAAUUUUUCCAAACAAAAUACGAUUGGGAUUUAUUAGCAGCACGAAGCAUAUGGGCAUUUGGUCCAGACUCUACGGGUCCUAACAUUUUAGUGGACGACACUCUGCCUUCCGAAGUAGAUAAAACAUUGUUGAACAGCGCUCGCGAUGCUAUCAUCCAAGGCUUUCAAUGGGGAACACGUGAAGGUCCAUUGUGCGAGGAGCCAAUUCGAAAUGUCAAGUUUAAAAUUCUUGAUGCAGUUAUCGCACAGGAGCCCCUACAUAGAGGAGGUGGUCAAAUUAUUCCUACCGCUCGACGUGUUGCGUAUUCUGCUUUCCUCAUGGCAACUCCACGACUGAUGGAACCGUACUUGUUCGUUGAGGUACAAGCGCCCGCGGAUUGCGUAUCAGCCGUUUAUACCGUUCUAGCGAAACGGCGAGGUCACGUGACGCAGGAUGCCCCGGUUCCGGGCAGUCCGUUGUACACGAUUAAGGCUUUUAUACCAGCGAUUGACAGUUUCGGCUUCGAGACUGAUCUACGAACACACACUCAAGGUCAAGCAUUUUGCCUAUCCGUUUUUCAUCAUUGGCAGAUUGUACCUGGAGAUCCUCUAGAUAAGAGUAUUACCAUCAGACCGUUGGAACCGCAGCCAGCUACCCAUCUAGCCAGAGAAUUUAUGCUGAAAACGCGAAGACGCAAGGGAUUGUCCGAGGACGUGUCCAUUAACAAGUUCUUUGAUGAUCCUAUGUUACUCGAGUUGGCCCGGCAGGAUGUGUUGCUGAAUUAUCCUCUUUAAUUUAAUAAAUGUAUAUUGCAUACAAAAAAACAUGUAAAAGCAUGUGCUACAUUAUCAUGCAUUAAAGUUUCUUAUAAAAAAAGAACAUGUUCCACACU
Molecule: messenger RNA, 3416 nt
Organism: Solenopsis invicta (red fire ant)
Lineage: Eukaryota; Metazoa; Arthropoda; Insecta; Hymenoptera; Formicidae
Product: 116 kDa U5 small nuclear ribonucleoprotein component
Exons: 7
Coding region: 373-3318 (981 amino acids)
Biological process (GO): mRNA splicing, via spliceosome
Cellular component (GO): U2-type catalytic step 2 spliceosome; cytosol; U4/U6 x U5 tri-snRNP complex
Molecular function (GO): translation elongation factor activity; U5 snRNA binding; GTPase activity
Source: RefSeq, a predicted model, not a curated record